AUGGCAGUCAAGUCGUUUGUCGCUCUCGCAGCCGUCUUGGGCUCGGCUGCUGCCAUUUCAAUUGCCGAGAUCAAUGGCGACCGCUACAUUUCGCCGUUCAAAGACAAGACUGUCACCGACAUCAAGGGUCUUGUGACGGCAACUAACAGCAAUGGCAUCUUUCUUCGAUCGACGGAGCCUGAUGAGAAUCCCGUCACUUCUGAAGGCCUCUUCGUCUUCAAUAGCGCUGCAGCAAACACGGUGAAAGUCGGCGACAUCAUCACUCUAGACGGUCUAGUUGUAGAGUAUCGAUCAAACGCCAAUUACAUCUACCUGACUGAAAUUAAUAAGCCUACAAACAUCAAAGUCGUCUCAUCCGGAAACCAAGUAAAGCCACUCGUCAUCGGCGUCGACACUUCAUUUCCUCCAACCAAGGACUUCUCUAGCCUAGAUCAAGGAGGAAUCUUCGGUGUUCCCAAUGCUGUGGCCAACAUCUCGAGCGCGAAUCCCCAGCUCCAGCCUGACUUAUACGGCCUUGAUUUCUGGGAGAGUCUUAUAGGCGAGUACGUCACCAUCAAAGAUGCCUACCAAAUCAGUCGCCCGAAUAACUUUGGCGACGUCUACAUCCGGGGUAACUGGCCCGUCACGGGUCUCAAUGCUCACGGCGGUCUGACUAUGCUGGAGGGCGAUGCUAAUCCCGAAGUCAUCACCAUUGGCACUCCCCUCGACGGAUCCAAGAACCCGCUCGACACCCGAAUGGGCGACUACCUCGGCGACAUUACCGGUGUCGUCUACAAUGAUUUUGGAUCCUACCGUCUGCUUCCUCUUACUCACCUUUCUCCCCUUAAGAAUGCCACUACCGACUUUCCCGCUGUCUCUUUCAACAGCACUGGUGAUUGUCUCGGUAUUACCGUUGGCGACUAUAACACCGAAAACUUGAUGCCCGACUCCCCUCACUUGCCGCUUGUCGUUGACCACAUCGUGAACAAACUGCGUACUCCUGAUCUCAUCUUCCUCCAAGAAGUACAGGACAAUUCUGGAAACAAGAAUGACGGCAUUGUUGACGCCAACGUGACCCUCUCCACGCUUGCAUCCAAGAUUGAAGAGGCUUCAGGCAUCGUCUACGAUUUCGCAGAGAUUAGCCCCAUCAAUAACAAAGACGGCGGAGAACCUGGUGGCAACAUUCGUCAGGCUUAUUUCUAUCGCUCUGAUGUCCUUCAGCUGUACAAGCCCAAUCUCGGCGGAAGUCUCGACGUCAAUGAGGUUGUCGACGGCCCGGAGCUCAAAUUCAAUCCUGGUCGAAUCGAUCCUCUCAACACCGCCUGGGAUAGCAGCCGCAAGCCACUAGCAGCCAUGUGGAAGACCGUCAAGGGCACCAAAAAGAUCUUUUUCACCAUCAACGUCCAUCUGGUCAGCAAGGGCGGCUCAACUUCUCUAUCAGGGGAUCUUCGUCCGCCUGUGAACCAAGGAGUUGAGAAGCGGACUUUACAGACCAAUAUCGUCGCAGAAUUUGUCGCCGAGAUUCUCAGCCAGGAUCCUAAGGCCAAUAUCCUCGUUGCUGGUGACUUCAACGAGUACUCCCAAGUCGACCCUCUCACCACAUUCUCCUCAAUAUCCGGUCUCACUGAUCUUGACGAAGUUGUCGGAAUUGAUCCCGUGGAGAGAUAUACAUACCUGUUUGACAUGAACACCGAAGAGCUGGAUCACAUGUAUGUGAGCGAAGGACUUCACCGGGACGCCAAGUAUGAACAUUUGCAUUUAAAUACCUGGCAGAAUAACGAUGACCAGGUCAGCGACCACGAUCCUAGCGUCGCGAGAUUCAAUCUCUGUGGUUGUUCGUCCAAGAAGACGAAGCAGAGUAACUAG
Molecule: messenger RNA, 1845 nt
Organism: Trichoderma aggressivum f. europaeum
Lineage: Eukaryota; Fungi; Ascomycota; Sordariomycetes; Hypocreales; Hypocreaceae
Exons: 3
Coding region: 1-1845 (614 amino acids)
Molecular function (GO): catalytic activity
Source: RefSeq, a predicted model, not a curated record